Molecule: messenger RNA, 2369 nt
Organism: Musa acuminata subsp. malaccensis (wild Malaysian banana)
Lineage: Eukaryota; Viridiplantae; Streptophyta; Magnoliopsida; Zingiberales; Musaceae
Product: glycerol-3-phosphate dehydrogenase [NAD(+)], chloroplastic
Biological process (GO): glycerol-3-phosphate catabolic process; carbohydrate metabolic process
Cellular component (GO): cytosol; glycerol-3-phosphate dehydrogenase (FAD) complex
Molecular function (GO): glycerol-3-phosphate dehydrogenase [NAD(P)+] activity; NAD binding
Source: RefSeq, a predicted model, not a curated record
UCAUGUCCAAAUGAGCUUUCCAAUUUGAUUUGCCUCUACGGUUAUCAGGAUAAGGGUAAAUAUUUCCUCCAAUCUAAUUUGGCAGUAACCAUUGUCACCAAUCCAAAAUUUACCAUCUUUUAGCUUUCUCCAAGAUUCUGCUGAUCGAGUGCUGAAAGAAUUUUGAUGUUCGGUAGAUUGUUUGGCCCCUACUGCCUUAUCAGGUUUGUUCAUUUUUAUACCAAUCGUUUCGAGUUUAUAUAUAUAUGUUUUAUCUUUAUGUACUAACAAUAAAAUGUUUUGUUCAAACAUGUAUUUGUUCUGAGUUUAUAUUUUGGCGGAGUGGCGAUGAUAAUUUUUUGCAUGCGCACGAGAUUACGGGAUGACUGAUCUUUAUCAGUAGCAAAGUAUUGCAAAGGUAUUCUUCGUUGGUAAAACAAGAAUAUAGGCUAAACCUGUGAAAAAAAAAAAGAUAAAUAAAUUUUUUGCACGUGUACGAGAUUGCGGCAUGACUGAUCCUUAUCAACACCCAAGUGUUGCAAAGGUAAUUCUUCUUCGCUAAAACAGGAAUAUAGGGUAAACCUGUAAAAACAAAGUGGACAUUUUUAUCUGGGAGCCCGUUAAAAAAAAAAAAAAAACAAAAGGAUCCACCUACACGGCCCGCAGAGCCGCCUCGUUUACUGCCUCAUGCGCUAUAUAAGAAGAAUGGAGAGACAUCGAGGCCCUCGCGCGCGGCAACGGAUAAAACUCCAUCGUCGCCCCGCAGCAGAGGAGCGAUCAUCCAUCAAUGGCGGCUGCCCUCAUCGCUGAGCCGUCUCUUCUCUCCUUCAUCCUACCUUCUCCCGGUCCUCGCCGAUCCAUUUCGCCGCCUGAGAGGAAGCUGCGGGUCCACCGCAAGCCCUCGCUGCUUCCCGUCGCAUCUCCCUCCCUCUCUCCCCCUUGCCCCUGCGCCGCAGGAACCCUAGACCUGGAGCCCGAUGAAGAAAGCCCUAGCCGUAGCUUGAGUUCCAGACAAGAUGGUAAAGAGGGUGGAAGAGACCGCCGGAGGGCGGUCAGGAUCGCGUGGGAGAAGCUGGUCCGGUGGUCCCGGUCGUGGCGGUCGAAAGCCAAGAGCGACGUCCUCGAGGGGACCAAGAAGGUUGUGGUUCUUGGUGGGGGAUCUUUUGGGACAGCAAUGGCAGCACAUGUUGCGAGCAGGAAGGCUGAAAUGGAAGUCGCAAUGCUCCUUAGGGAUGGUGAUGUUUGUCGAGCUAUCAAUGAGACACACUUUAAUUGCAAGUAUUUUCCAGAACAUAAAUUGCCAGAAAAUAUUGUUGCAACGACCAGUGCCAAGGAUGCUUUAUUAGGAGCUGACUAUUGCUUUCAUGCUGUUCCUGUGCAGUUCAGUUCAUCCUUUCUUCGAGGCAUUUCACAACAUGUUGACCCGAACUUGCCAUUUAUAUCUCUUAGCAAAGGGUUGGAACUAAAUACUUUAAGGACAAUGUCUCAAAUCAUUCCGCGUGCACUAGGAAAUCCUCGUCAACCUUUUAUAGUGCUAUCGGGGCCUUCCUUUGCAGUAGAGUUGAUGAGGAAAAUGCCAACAGCAAUGGUGGUUGCAUCAAAAGACAAAAAGUUAGCAAGUGCAGCUCAACAGUUAUUAGCCUCUCCAAAUCUUAGGAUUAGCUCCUCAAGCGAUAUUACAGGAGUGGAAAUUGCAGGUGCACUGAAAAAUGUACUUGCCAUAGCAGCAGGCAUUGUAGAGGGAAUGAAUCUUGGAAAUAAUUGUAUGUCAGCUCUUGUGGCACAGGGUUGUUCUGAGAUCCGAUGGUUGGCAACAAAGAUGGGAGCAAAGCCAACAACACUUACUGGAUUAUCAGGGACUGGUGACAUUAUGCUUACAUGUUUUGUCAAUCUUUCGAGAAAUCGAACAGUUGGGUUACGUCUUGGAUCAGGAGAGAAGCUUGAUGACAUAUUGAGUACAAUGAAUCAGGUUGCUGAAGGUGUAUCUACAGCAGGGGCUGUUAUUGCAUUGGCCCAGAAGUACAAUGUAAAGAUGCCAGUUUUAACUGCAGUUGCUCGCAUCAUUGACAAUGAGUUGACUCCAAAGAAGGCUGUUCUUGAGUUGAUGAGCUUGCCACAGGUUACAACUGAGACGUUGAAGAAGUUUGAGAAGCUUGUGAAGUUGAAUUCACAGAGAGCUUAAAGAACUGAUAAGAUAGCCUUGUUGAUGGUAAAACUGGACAUCUGCAGUUUGUCAUGCUCUGUUGGAGAUAGAAGCCAUCCUUGACCAUGUCCAAUUAAAUCUUUGAUGUACAUCUUAUCAUGUUCCAAUAGGGUCAUUAAUACUAUUAGGAAUGCGGGACUCUCUACCUGAAGACAUUUUUUGUGGGAGAGAUUAUUUCAUUUUGGAA